This is a messenger RNA of Schizosaccharomyces cryophilus OY26, 593 nucleotides long. Its product is annotated as cytochrome c oxidase subunit VIIa. The transcript is spliced from 2 exons. NCBI's taxonomy places the organism in Eukaryota, Fungi, Ascomycota, Schizosaccharomycetes, Schizosaccharomycetales, Schizosaccharomycetaceae. The record is from RefSeq and is a predicted model, not a curated record. Bases 132 to 308 code for a protein of 58 amino acids. Gene Ontology annotation, biological process: mitochondrial electron transport, cytochrome c to oxygen.
GAGAUCCUUCGAGUUCACUAUGUCUCCAACUGGCGGAGACAAAUCGUAUACCAGCUAAAAGGAAACUUACCAACUUCCCCCUUCUCUUUCAAUUCAAUUUCAAGCUUAGUUUUUGUGUUUUUUUUUUCACUAUGGCUGUUGGACCUAUUACUGGACUUUUCAAAAGACAAGUAAUCAUUGAUUUCUCUACGAUUCUUGGUUUAGGUACCGUUGGUGGCUUGGCCUGGUGGUAUGGUUACCACAAGCCUGCAUUUAAGCAGCGUGAGGAAUUCUAUAAGAAGCUUGCUGCUGAAAAGGCUUCCGAAUAAGUCCGACCCCUGAACGUAUUUGCAAGUGCGUAAUUCAGCAUUAAAGUUAUCCAUACUGGUCUUUUUUUCCUUUUUUUCAGUUAUGAAUUUGCUUUCCUUUUUUACUACUAAUUGGCUUCAUUUAAAUUAUCUCGUUAACCUUUUGUCGACGAAAAGCUUGUUCAAUGAGAAAGGUGUUUAAUUUUUUAUUGAUUUUGAUUCUUGACUAGCAAGGAUGGAGCAAGUAGACUGAAAUGUAUUUAAAGCACCCGUAGCCAAAUAAUGUAUCCUGUACAUAAUAAUGAU